AGUAUUGAAAUGAAUGUAGAGGCGUUGCUGUCGGGGAUCUUUAGGGCAUCAAAAAGAGUUGAAUCCCGCGAAAAACGCUAGCCUCGUCUCGUUAUCUCUCUGAUAUAUAAAUUUAUUUAAAAACUCAUAUUUUUUGGUUUUUAUGCAAAUUUAUGAUAUGGAAGACAUAGAACGUUUUAUAAAGAUCGUGCAGCAAAAAAGACUCAUUAACCAACGCGAAUUGGAACAUCUUGAUGUACCAUCUGACGAACAUAAGAAAUUGAUGAAGGAAUUACAAGAUUUAAAAAGUAGAUGCAUUCUUUAUCAUUUUUUAUUUUUCAUUAAAAGAGAAAGAGAACUGUGCAAGGAGAAUAUUAUAAAACAUCUUGGUAUAAUUACAGGGCACAAACACUCUAUACACAAGCUUGUACAAUCCUCAAAGGAUAUUUCAGGCUUGCCUGUUCCACAUGAUUAUGCGCAAGACUUGACAAUAAUGUUUACUGAUGCGAUAGAAUUCUUGAAUAACAUAGGAGAUACUUAUAAAGCAUUUACCAACGUUAAGGAAAAUAAUAUGGAUAUUUUGCAGCUUACUCACAAUGUGGGAACAUGCGUCAAAACUGUAGAAAAUGAACUAUAUCAAAUAAAACAUAAUAUUGCACAGUUAGAAACAUUGAAGGAGAAUAUAGCGGUACUUCAACAAUGCAUCAUAGAUACUAGCGAUAAUAUAGAUGAUGAAAGUAUGACUUUAACUAAUAGUGGUGAAUCAACAGACAGUGGAACAACUAUUAAGUAAUAUAUUAAUAUUUAUUGUCCAUUACUUAGAAUAUACAAAAUAUCAAACAGAGGUAUGAGAUAUAUAUUUAUUAAGUGUUAUAUUAAAAUUUCAUGGCAGUCAUAUAUAUUGAAUAUCAUCUAGUUGAUCAUCCAGAUUUAACUUUAACAUUACCAAUUGAGGAUCUACAACUUCCUG
This is a messenger RNA of Formica exsecta, 949 nucleotides long. RefSeq lists its product as uncharacterized. The record is from RefSeq and is a predicted model, not a curated record. The transcript has 5 exons. NCBI's taxonomy places the organism in Eukaryota, Metazoa, Arthropoda, Insecta, Hymenoptera, Formicidae. The coding region runs from base 143 to 772 and encodes 209 amino acids.